UUACAUGCGGCGGGAUGGGAAGGGUCUGGUCUACAACAACCUGCGGUUGAUGAACCAGGUGCUGCCCAAACUAAAGGUCUACAUGAUCUCCUGGCAGAAGAUGUUGCAGUCUGACGAACUCUUCAAGAGGGAGACGGGCAAGGACAGGCGUAUCUCCAACUCGUGGUUGAGUACUGGUUGGUUCACUAUGACCAUAGCUCUGGAGCUGUGUGACCGGAUCAAUGUCUAUGGCAUGGUGGCUCCAGACCACUGCAGAGAGCCCCAGCCCCCAUCUGUCCCUUACCACUACUACGAGCCCCUCGGUCCAGAGGAGUGUGCCAUGUACAUCAGCCAUGAGCGAGGCCGCAGGGGCAGCCAUCACCGCUUUAUCACGGAGAAGAGGGUCUUCGCCAGCUGGGCUCGGACCUUCAACAUCCACUUCUACCAGCCUGACUGGGAGCCCCCGCCGCUGGCCUCCGCUAACCGCACGCAGGGGGAGGCGGUCUCGGUCAGCAAACGUGACUGGCGACCAGAAAUGGAAGUUGGAUGGUGACAGUGAAUGCUGGGCAUCUGUGGAAAAGCUGUAACUCAAACGGGACUGAGGACUGAGCUGGAGAUGGUGAUGGACAAGACCACAUGAGACGGUCCAAAGUCCAACUGAAUGGUCCAUACAGUAGGAUACUGACUGCACAUGGUCCUUCACUGAGGAUCGACCGUCCUCCUCUAGGCCGUCAUGGACAACUGUAGAAUAAUGACUGCAAAACGUCCUUCACUGAGGAUCGACCGUCCUCCUCUAGGCCGUCAUGGACAACUGUAGAAUAAUGACUGCAAAACGUCCUUCACUGAGGAUCGACCGUCCUCCUCUAGGCCGUCAUGGACAACUGUAGAAUAAUGACUGCAAAACGUCCUUCACUGAGGAUCGACCGUCCUCCUCUAGGCCGUCAUGGACAACUGUAGAAUAAUGACUGCAAAACGUCCUUCAC
Messenger RNA from Oncorhynchus nerka (sockeye salmon), 962 nucleotides. RefSeq names its product alpha-N-acetylgalactosaminide alpha-2,6-sialyltransferase 5-like. The record is from RefSeq and is a predicted model, not a curated record. Bases 5 to 532 code for a protein of 175 amino acids. Gene Ontology annotation, biological process: ganglioside biosynthetic process; oligosaccharide metabolic process. Gene Ontology annotation, molecular function: alpha-N-acetylgalactosaminide alpha-2,6-sialyltransferase activity. The transcript is spliced from 3 exons. Lineage: Eukaryota; Metazoa; Chordata; Actinopteri; Salmoniformes; Salmonidae.